AUGUCGGACUUAGUAGUUGGGCAGACAGUGCGUCUGUCAGAUGGCCGGACGGGCGUCGUGCGCUUCGUCGGCAGUACCCACUUCGCCAGUGGUGACUGGGUCGGCAUCGAGCUGGAGGACGACAGCGGCAAGAAUGAUGGCAGCGUUCAGGGCGAGCGAUAUUUCGACUGCGGCAUGGGCCAUGGCAUGUUCGUGCGGCCCACGACGCUGGCCAUCAUCGCCCAGGCGCCCGCGACGGCGAAGCCCGCAGCUCGAAGGCCUAGUCGGCCGACCAGCUUCAAUCCAGGCACCGGACGGUCUCAGACGGAUUCCGGAUUGACUAAGAGGAUGAGCUUGAAUGCCCCGAGCCCGAGCCCGGGACCUAAGGGGUCUCGACCGUCGUCGAUCACCAACCAAAUCACCAACAAAACAGCUCGGAUCGGCCACAUCGAGUACCGCACCAUCAAGAACAACCACACCAUCUAA
Molecule: messenger RNA, 465 nt
Organism: Colletotrichum karsti
Lineage: Eukaryota; Fungi; Ascomycota; Sordariomycetes; Glomerellales; Glomerellaceae
Product: dynactin
Exons: 2
Coding region: 1-465 (154 amino acids)
Biological process (GO): establishment of mitotic spindle orientation; nuclear migration involved in conjugation with cellular fusion
Cellular component (GO): microtubule associated complex; cell tip; spindle
Source: RefSeq, a predicted model, not a curated record